This is a messenger RNA of Trichomonas vaginalis G3, 432 nucleotides long. RefSeq names its product Poxvirus D5 protein-like family. The transcript has a single exon. Lineage: Eukaryota; Parabasalia; Trichomonadida; Trichomonadidae. The record is from RefSeq and is a predicted model, not a curated record. Bases 1 to 432 code for a protein of 143 amino acids.
AUGGUUUCAAACAAUGCUGUUCCGAUGAAGUUAGAAAGUUCUGACAGAAGAUAUGUAGUUGUCAGAACGUCAGAUUCUCAUAUGCAAGAUACAGAAUAUUUUGACGACUUAGCAGAAACUUUGACAUCUGACUUUUACAACCAUUUGUUCUCAUACUUUAUGACAUUAGAUAUUUCAAAGUUCAAUCCAAGACAAAUUCCACAUACCGAAGAGAGACAAACAUUGUUAGAAGCAAACAAGAGUGUAUAUGAACUGUUCAUAGAUGAAACUGACUUUGUGUCAUUAGAUGAAAGGUCAUUGUACGAUUCGUAUAAACAAUAUUGUCAAGAAUAUGGUUAUAUGACAGCGUCUAAACGAACAUUCUUGGCAAAUGUCAAAAGUCUUUUAGACGUACAGAAUGGUGUAUAUACAAAGAAAAAUUUUUAUGAGUAA